GCAACUAGCCGACCGCAGUAUUUUUGUUGCCCUUCAAAAUCACUGUCAUAUUAUCAUUGUUUCCUCUUCUGCUUGCUUGCCACACACAAGAAGCCAUNNNNUCUGUCUAACAACGGCUGCCACGGGAAAUCAGUACGGUGGGUGCUGAGUGCCUUCAUUUACAAUAUUAUCACCGUGAAAUACAUUGCCUACACGAUCGUAGCUUUGUUGGCGGAAGUGAAUAGUAUAUUCUUGCAUACACGAAAACUAAUGCAAAUGCACAAAGUCCCAUUCACCAAUUCCGCAUAUCGAUUCAAUGCGGUGCUAAACUUGCUCACGUUUGCCGGAUGUCGCGGAUUUGCCCUAUUCCGAAUCACUUACGGAAUGUACAUAGAACCUCAUCGGAUGACUCCGUUCUAUUUUGCUCUGUUAUGUGCCAGUAUGCUGAUCAUGAACUUGCUCAACCCAGUUCUGUUUUGUAUUCUGUUGCGGAACGAUUUUCUUCGAUCAUCCACCUCCCGUUCCAAAUUGGCCAUCCAGUCUGUCGCCGAACAUAACUCGAAGUCCACUCCGUCCACCGAACAACUGACCAAUGAUUUGACAUCGAACCUGCCCACUUUAGGCCUAGGAUUUGCCGGCCCCCUAACGUGUGAUGGAUUUCCUGUACAGACGCGGUUUCGCGCAAUGAAUGGAAAAUUACGUGGCGAUUCAUCGGACUUGGUCAUUUCCGAAUUGGACUUCACAUAA
This is a messenger RNA of Echinostoma caproni, 726 nucleotides long. NCBI's taxonomy places the organism in Eukaryota, Metazoa, Platyhelminthes, Trematoda, Plagiorchiida, Echinostomatidae. The record is from the annotation of a GenBank genome assembly.